Funneliformis mosseae is the source of this 2226-nucleotide messenger RNA. The record is from the annotation of a GenBank genome assembly. Lineage: Eukaryota; Fungi; Glomeromycota; Glomeromycetes; Glomerales; Glomeraceae.
AUGACAACUAAAAGCUGGGAUUCCUAUUUCGACGAGAUAGAACCUGAUAAAUGGCGCUUCUUUGACUUCUACCAGCAUCGUCAACGUCAAAGUGACUUUAAUAACUCAUUUUCAAGGGAAUCUUUCGUGCUGAAGAAAUCAUUAGAUCGUUUGUUAGAGAGGGGCUCGUAUGAGGCUAAGAAGCACGCCAAACGUCUCUUGAAUACAUUUAAGGCGAGUACUUUUUCUUGUUGGAAAGAUUGCAAUGAUUACCUACCUAUGACUAAGGGGGACAACUGCGUGGAAACAACUGCGUGUUGUCUCCUUUAUGAUCUGCGUGAUUGUUGUGGUUUCAUGGAAAAACAUCGUACUAAUUAUGACGAGGUUAAUACCUUCUGGAAUACGGUUGAGACCAUUCAAACCAAACAAAAAGAAUUGGAAGUUAAGAAGAUCGAAGCAGUCCAGAGUGUUUUUGAUGGGGCCAUCACAUACACUGAAGAAGUGUUUGCAACUGCCACGGAAAAUUUGGUGAGAAUAUUAAAAAUGAGAAAAAACGUUCAUUUUGCUGAAUUUCUGAAAGAUAAAACCCCUCUUCCACGUGUUGUCACUCCACGAAAGGAGUCUUUAUCUGAAUACACAGCUGGAUCUGCGAAGUUGCUUGACCAAAUGAAUAAGGAUAUUUUCAGUGAUGAAGAGGAAGUGGAGGAACAUAAUAAUUCGAAACAAAAGCGACGUCAAACAAGAUAUGGAAGAGAUAUCCCAGACUAUUCCGAACAAGAAUCUGAUCAAGAAUAUGAAAAAAGAGUACGCAUAAAACGGUCUGAUUCACGAUCACAUCAUGCAGGCAAGGAUGAUAAACCAGAGAUUGAUAACGGGAAAUUCAAGGAAAAUUAUGAUGAGGAAACCGAAUUGUUUUUUGAAUCCUCUAAUAUAUCAACAGUUCAAGAGUUAGUCACAGAAUCUAUUACAAAUGCGACUGAGGAAUUGGUAGUUAAACUGUUGAGAUGGCAAGAGAACAACCUUAAACAAUUAUGUCAUGGAGUUCAUCGUCCAGAAGAACAAAAUAUCAAUAAUCUUCUAUCUGUUUCAUCGAUAUUUUAUUUCCGACAACAAAAUGAACAAUCCUAUCUUGGUUUUCUAACAGUAAAUGAAAUUUCUAAAAUCCGGUCAGGGGUCAUCUCCAAAUUUGUAAAAAUUACAACUCCGCAUGAAUUGAUAAGUUUUGUGGAUGAAAAUAAAAAGAAAUUUCAACGGGAUUCUCAGGAAGAAAUCGCAAGAUUCAUUAAAUUAUCUGCUGUGAAACAGAAUGAACAGAAUGGGAGUUUAUUGAAUGAAACAUUUUUCAGAUUAUUAGAAGGAUGUGCCACUUGGAAUCCUUCAGUAGAUGUGAAUAAAAUGAAUGAAGGAACAUUCAUUGUAGACUAUAUUGGACCACUGUUUAAUAAGACUAUCCAUUACUUUAACUAUGUCACAAUUCACUCAUGGAUCGAUACAGUGUCAGAUGCAUCCAAAUUACGCCGAGUAACAAGCCCCAAACGUCGGGAUGAGGAGCAUAAAGGUUAUUGGGAUAUUUACCGUGGUUCCAUACAUGCCAAGGAUUCCAUAGAUUUUGACAUCAAACAUCGAGAGAUGCAACCGGAUGAAACAAACCAAAUUGUCAUUUUUAACAAUGGCCACAAAAUGGAAGUAUGUGUUAUGACAUUGUAUUAUCCCGGAAUAUAUUUACUUGUUGAGGUGGAAUCGUGCACCAUACCGAAAACUGUUAGAGAUCUGGGAUCGCUUAUAAAGCUUCACCAAAUAUUGAUGAGUAUUCGGGAGAAUGCGAUAGAUUUGUUGGGUGAGAGAAGCCGUACCACACCGCUUCAAACAAACUAUUCAGAAUGGUUACGUCCAACUGCUGAUACACCAAGUGCAAAAACUGAAAACUAUUUGUCCGUACUUAUGAAAAAUAUGACUAACAAUAAGGAUUAUGAAAGAAAUUUAGAGAUACUUCUUAAACAGUUACCAAAUAAUAACAAUAACAUUAUACCAGCGACUGAAUACAUACACAUUGAGGACAAAGAUGCCUGGGAAGAUCUUGGACAUGAUGAUAUAAAAGAAAAUAAUGAAGAAGCUGAAGAAGAGGAAGUUGAACCAAUGGAAGAAGUCGAGAUAAUAAGUAACAAAACAGCAGAGGAAUUAAUAAAUGCAGUCUUAAUGUUCUUAUAUCAACAACCACCUGAAUUUGGUGAGGUUGAUAAAUUCUGA